AUGUUGGCAUUCGAACCGUCGAGACAGCAGCAGACUCCAUACUUCCAGCAUUUCACCAUGGAUCCCGCUUUGACCGAACCCUUUACCUUUCAUGUGGACCUGAGUGGCUUCGGACAAGCUCCUAAUUCCUCACGUCUGCCCCAGUCGUCUCAUUAUGAUACCCCGUCGAUUGAUGCAUAUUCCGAUACCAAUAAAGUGACCAGCUUCCCGCCGAUGCCGGCUACUCCACCCUCAAUCCCAAUCUCACAUUCCGAACCUUACAUGCCCAGUCUUUCUACGGCCUCUGGUCCUUCAAUCGCAAGUGCUUCGUCUUCCGCUAUAGGCUCCCCCUACUCAGGAACUGCCCCAGCUAUUCACGAGAAUUGGGUAGACACGAAUCACGGCCUGGGGCUACCGGCUGCGGUCAUGAGUGACCUCUUCCCCAAUGAAUACAUUGGGAACUCACUGGACAUGGAAGGGUUCUAUUCCAAGAAGAACUCAGAUAACUAUGUUGACCCUUCUUUGAUUGAGACAUUACAACCCCAAACGAACAUUCCUCAAUCGUCUAUGCCAUACCCUGAGCAACCGAACUACGGCUAUCCUGGGUUCCAUCCUCAAUCCCCCGAGCUUCCCUAUCUUCCCCAAGCCGAGGAGUGCCAUACGAAGCAGGCAAUUGCACAGCAGCUAAACCACAUCCCGACAUCUUCCCCUUUGAUCAAUGACCGGAGGUCCUCCAUCUCCUCCGAGCUCUCCCGUCGCUCACAGCUGAGUCCGGCUGCUAGCAACGCGGAUCUUGAUGAUGAAACCAAGGAGAAGGGACGGUGCCCCCACCCUGACUGCGGACGCGUCUUCAAAGAUUUGAAGGCCCAUUUGCUAACCCAUCGGUCGGAGAGGCCCGAGAAAUGCCCUAUUGUUAACUGCGAAUAUCAUAUCAAGGGCUUUGCCCGUAAAUAUGACAAAAAUCGCCAUACUCUCAUCCAUUACAAAGGAACCAUGGUCUGCGGCUUCUGUCCAGGAUCUGGCUCACCGGCGGAAAAAAGCUUCAAUAGAGCAGAUGUUUUCAAGCGUCACUUGACUUCAGUACAUGGCGUGGAGCAAACACCGCCAAAUUGCCGGAAGAAGAGCCCAGCUGCGUCUAACAAGGCUAUCACAGGGUAUCGCCACGAUGCGACUGUCAAGUGCUCGACAUGCCCUGACACCUUCGACAACGCUCAGGAAUUCUACGAGCACUUGGACGACUGUGUUCUCCGAGUGGUGCAAAAGGAGCAACCCAGUGAGGCUGUCAACCAAAGAUGCCUGGCUGAAGUUGACUCGGACGAGGAGGUGAAGAAAACCAUGGAGAAGCAUAAGCUGCUCGACACGGCUGGUACCGUUUAUCGAUAUGAUGAUGAAUUUGACGACGAUGAAGACGAUUCAAAUGAGGUUCUGUCUCUCCGGCGUUCCGCCAACAGUGCUAUGAAAGCCAGUCGAGGCAGCGCAAGUACUUCCGCCCGUGUCACACUGGGAAACAGCGCUGUUACCAAGCGCCCAAUCUCCUCGAAGCGACGGAAUAACCGUGAUCGCUACCCCCAAUCCUGGGGUUGCCCCAGAAGCAACAUCAACAUAAGAAAGCGCGUUCUGUGUGUGUUUGAUGGCCAACGCCGUCUGUUGAAGGAUGAAAUGAUGCUCAAAAACGAGCAUGAAGUUCGUGUAAAGCUUCCUGGUGGCACUGGCGACGGCACUAAUCGAGAGGCAUAUGUGACCGAUUUGGACGUUCAAACUUUGAAGCGCGCAGAAGGCAUCCUGAGUGCUACUGCUGAAGAACGGGGUCCUUGGCUAGAUGGACCCUCUUCUCAGAUGAUUGGGCCACCGGCCAUGCCGAUGGCCAGUCUGUCCCAUCCUUAUGAAGGAGAGGUAGAUUUUGGUGAGCUUAUGGCUUAA
This is a messenger RNA of Aspergillus bombycis, 1899 nucleotides long. RefSeq names its product putative C2H2 finger domain protein (gene zfpA). The record is from RefSeq and is a predicted model, not a curated record. NCBI's taxonomy places the organism in Eukaryota, Fungi, Ascomycota, Eurotiomycetes, Eurotiales, Aspergillaceae. Gene Ontology annotation, biological process: regulation of transcription by RNA polymerase II. Bases 1 to 1899 code for a protein of 632 amino acids. The transcript has 2 exons. Gene Ontology annotation, cellular component: nucleus.